Messenger RNA from Camellia sinensis, 945 nucleotides. The record is from RefSeq and is a predicted model, not a curated record. Lineage: Eukaryota; Viridiplantae; Streptophyta; Magnoliopsida; Ericales; Theaceae.
AUGGCCAAGCGGAGGAACGUUGAGAGGAUGGCUGCCCAUCGAAAGGCCAAGGCCGAGCAAAACCAACCUCUGCGACCUCCACCUGACGCUAGGGAAGAGACUCCACCUGCUCUCGUUGAGGAGGUGGUUCAGACUGUUGUGGCCGAAACAGAGCCUGUGGCGAGAAGGAUAGCUGAGAUUGGUCGUCGCCAAUAUGAUGCUAUCAAGCAGAUCGGCCUUCUCACUGCCAGAGUGAAGAACAAGAAGGGAAAGGCAGCAGAGGCCUCUCUCAAGGCCGAAUCUGAGGCCAUUAAAGUGGCGGUAGAGAGAGCGAGGGCCAAUGCCAAAGAAGAUAAGGCCAAGGCUACUGAUAGACUGAGAUUGGCCGCCGAAGAGAGGACGGGUGCUAGUGAAGAAGCACUCAAAUUGGCCAAGAGACAAUUGCAAGUGGCGGGAAGGAUAGCUGAGAUUGGUCGUCGCCAAUAUGAUGCUAUCAAGCAGAUCGGCCUUCUCACUGCCGAAAUGAAGAACGAGAAGGGAAAGGCAGCAGAGGCCUCUCUCAAGGCCGAAUCUGAGGCCAUUAAAGUGGCGGUAGAGAGAGCGAGGGCCAAUGCCAAAGAAGAUAAGGCCAAGGCUACUGAUAGACUGAGAUUGGCCGCCGAAGAGAGGACGGGUGCUAGUGAAGAAGCACUCAAAUUGGCCAACGAGACAAUUGGCAAGUUGGAGGCUGACUUGGAGGAGUCAAGGAGGGCGAUGGCAAACGCCGAGUCGAAAAUUUCCAAGUCGUUCCAGGCUGGCAAAGAUGCGGCCUUGGCUGACUACGCAGAAGAAGUGCCGAAGUUUGAAAACAGGGAGUUCAAACAGGGCUGGUUCAAAGCCUUGGCUGCCGCUAACGUGGUAUCGGAGCAGCCGAUUCUGUACGAGCAGGUAGACGUUGAGCCGCUGGCAUCUAACCCCGAAGACUGA